AUGUUUGUUUCCCUGUACACCGUCACCAGGGCAACACCGUCACCAGGGCAAACACCUGUCACCAGGGCAACACCGUCACCAGGGCAACGCAACACCGUCACCAGGGGCAACACCGUCACCAGGGCAACACCGUCACCAGGGCAACACCGUCACCAGGGGGCAACACCGUCACCAGGGCAACACCGUCACCAGGGCAACACCGUCACCAGGGCAACACCGUCACCAGGGCAACACCGUCACCAGGGCGGGCAACACCGUCACCAGGGCAACACCAACACCGGGCAACACCGUCACCAGGACCUUACCGUCGGGCAACACCGUCACCAGGGCAACACCGUCACCAGGGCAACACCGUCACCAGGGCAACACCGUCACCAGACUUACCGUCACCAGGGCAACACCGUCACCAGGGGGCCACCGUCACCAGGGCAACGCGUCACCAGGGCAACACCGUCACCAGAGACGCUUACCGUCACUGGGGGCAACGCACCGUCACCAGAGGCUUACCGUCACCACGCACCGUCACCAGGGCAACACCGUCACCAGGGCAACACCGUCACCAGGGCAACACCGUCACCAGGGUCACCAGGGCAACACCGUCACCAGGGCAGCACCGUCACCAGGGCAACACCGUCACCAGGGCAACACACCGUCACCAGGGCAACACCGUCACCAGGGCAACACCGUCACCAGGGCAACACCGUCACCAGGGCAACACCGUCACCAGGCAACACCGUCAGGCAACACCGUCACCAGGGCAACACCGUCACCAUGGCAACACCGUCACCAUGGAAACACCGUCACCAGGGCAACACCGUCUCCAUGGAAACACAGAUUUAA
This is a messenger RNA of Homarus americanus (American lobster), 840 nucleotides long. RefSeq names its product mucin-1-like. The coding region runs from base 1 to 840 and encodes 279 amino acids. The transcript has a single exon. The record is from RefSeq and is a predicted model, not a curated record. Lineage: Eukaryota; Metazoa; Arthropoda; Malacostraca; Decapoda; Nephropidae.